CAGCAGAUUUGAGGGUGAAAACACAAAAAGAAAUAAUGGCGCAAACGUUUUUGGAGCCCUUUUCAGUGUCGGGGAUGGAUUGUCAGACUGCGGUGGCAGUUCAGUCUCUGUUGGAAUCUACAGUUAGUGAAGCUUCUCCAAUUGACGAAGAGGAUGUGUUCCAGUGUGGAAAGUGUAAAAAACAGUUCACAUCACUUGGUGUCUUUGUAAACCACAAACAGAGUCGAUGUGUGGCCCAGAAAACCCUCCAGCAGAUGACAAAUGCCAUUUGUAGUGCUGUCAACACUGUACCAGUAUCUUCCAGCUUAAUCCAAAAUGUCAACAAAGGGCCACAACUUAUACAGACAUCGUACACACCACAGACCUCCAUUACACAGCUACCACAGAACAUGGUUCUCACAGAUGACUUGAUGUCCUUUGCCAACGUUGACACAUCAGCAAUACAACUGCAAGCCUCCAAUUUACAAUCUGCUGGCCCAUUCCUGUCCCAGGUUGCCACCUUUACAUCCAGGUCACCAAAUAAUGUUACCAUUCUUAGUCCUGUGACCACAUCACUGCCUUCUAGUGGCUCUGCCUUCACCAGCACUGUCCAUUCCACCAAUCAGAUUCACCUGCAGCCAGUCCAGCAGCAAAUCACCUUGACAACUCUACCUGAGAAACCUAUAGCUCCUAAUGUGGGCAACAUAGCUAAACCAAGCCCAACUAAGGCAGGUAGAAAAUCAGCCCAAGCAAGCCUUGUAACAGUGGUAUCAGCAGAUUCUCUGGUGAAGCUAAAACGCAGCAAAAAUGGUAACAUGGUGUUGGAUGAGAAGAAAAAACUUCGCUGUAACUACUGUGAUAAAACAUUUGCUAAAAACUUUGACCUUAACCAACAUGUGCGUGCACAUACAGGGGAAAAACCUUUUCAGUGCAUUGUAUGUGGACGAGCCUUCGCACAGAAAUCUAAUGUCAAAAAGCAUAUGGCCACCCACAAGGUAUGGCCAGCAGGAGCAGGGUCCACCCUACCAAACCAGCCAUCACCCCUGUUGAUUGAAGAAGACGAGCCUUCUCUUGAAUCCACGCUAGACCCACCCCCUUCAGAGGAAUUGAACCAGAACCAAUUGAUGACCCAUGAAGAUUCUCUUGCUCAUGUCACUGAUGUCCCACAGGUGGUUGUCAUGGAUAAUAGCCCUAUAGUGGAUCCAUCUGUGGUAGAUCCAUGUGCAUUACAAGACUCGGGACAGAUGCUUGAGGAUAAGGUGACCACCAGCACAAUGAAUACACAACAACCAGAUGAUGCAGAAAAUACCAAGGUGAAGGUGGUAGUAGACAACUCCUACCUGUGUCAGUACUGUUGUGCUAAGUUCAGGACUUAUUUCCAACUCAAGACACAUAUGGUUCAUCACAAGGACCAACAGGUAUAUAAAUGUGUGGUCAAGGAAUGCCAAGACACCUUCAAAGACCUUGACUCAUUCUUAGAGCACAUAAAAUCACACGAGGAAGAUAUGACUUACAGAUGUCACAUGUGUAACAAGUUCUUCCCAACCUUGUAUGACCUUGGUGUCCACCAGUAUACUCACAGCCUUUACCCAAAUCAGGGUAUCAAACCUGGCCCAAGACAUUUCCAGUGCACUAAGUGUAUGAACAAGUACUCAACGCCAGAAGCCCUGGAGCAUCACUUGGCAACCUCUACCCACAAUCACACUUGUCCACACUGUGAUAAAACAUUCACUUGUGAAAGAUACCUGAGGCGUCAUCUUCCUUCUCAUGGAUCUGAAGGACAGUUCCAAUGUCCAACUUGUCACAAGAGGUUUAAGGGAGAGCAUUACCUUAAAAUGCACAUGCUGAUCCACAGUGGGGAGAAACCAUUCCAGUGUGAUAUCUGUUCUGCUUCAUUUAAUCGGAAAGACAAACUCAAAAGGCAUAUGCUAAUACACGACUCUAACAAACGUUACAGAUGUCCCUUCAAAGCUCUCACAGGUUGUCAGAAAGAAUUUAAUCGUCCAGAUAAGUUGAAAUCACACAUUCUAACACAUAGUGGAAUUAAGCCCUACAAAUGUCGUGAGUGUGGACGUUCGUUUGGCCGAAAACCACAUCUGAGAGAGCAUGAGCGUGGUCAUCGCGCAGACUUCAAAUUUAAGUGUGAAACCUGUGGAAAAGGAUUUUUCAGACCAAAACUUUUUCAGUCUCAUAAAUGUCACCCUUUAAAGCCUGGUCAGGCCCAUGUCUUUAAACCUCGAAACAAAAGGAAAGUUGGCCGUCCUAAAAAAAGAGUUCCCUCAGAAGCUGAUAGUGUCCGAGUUGAAAAUACCAUGACACUAGAUAAUAAAGAGGAAAAGUCCUCAGCAAGGCCAGACGAUACAGGAGAUGCACAUAAUGUGAUAGUUCAGGAAGAAAAUACUAAGAACGGGUCAAGUGGUAUGUAUGUGAAUGAGCAACUAGUGAGUAUGAACGACCAGGAACAAGGGGGAGAACUAUCAACUGCACCUGCAAAACGUACAUCUCGAAGCAGUAACAUAACUCCAACAGGCAAAAAACCAGAAUUUUGUGUAAAAGUGAGUGCCCCUCCUCCUGUUCCUCCUCCUGUAGCACCUAGGUAUGUUACUGUGCACAUACAGAACAGUAGCACUGCCACAGGCCAAGAUAUCCAGACACAUUUAAUGCCACACCCCUCCCAGCAACUUGUUACACACCAAACUGGAACCAAUGCUAACAUGCAACCUAUCACUAUUAUAGAGGCCCAGCAUGUACCAAUGCAUCUUCCCAUGAUGACAGGGCUUGAAAACAACGCUGUAGAACCCAUCACAAUGCAAAUGGCAACUGUCAGUGGUGCAGAAACUCUGGCACAGACAGUCACUGCUGUGGGAGGGGUUGUGAGUGAACUGAUCCCAGUAGCUGUGGCCAUGCAGGAUAACACAGACUCAAUAGUUGCUACCCAGGUGGUGGUCACAUCUAAUGGAGGGAGUGACCAAGGCUACAUCACUUGUCCCACCCAUCUGGAUGACUAUGGACCAUCAGAUGGGGAUCUAGUGUUACAGGGAACAGACAAUUUUCUCAAGGCCCAUGCGGACAUGUACCAGUCAGCUCAACAGUAAUCUUUGGUGUCAUAUUUUUUCUUUUUCUUUGUUAUUAAGAUAUCCUUUUUUGUUGUUAUACAAUUGUGAUAUUCAAUUGAAAUUUCUCCUUAAUGAUGAUUGAAACUGCAGCACUUUAAUCAAGAUUAUAUUGCUACUUGAGAGCAUUAAGGAACCAGAUCAUAUUGCAGAUAAAAUGGUCGCAGGUACCAGAACAUACUGCAGAUAAAAUGGUCACAGGUAUCAGAACAUACUGCAGAUAAAAUGGUCACAGGUACCAGAACAUACUGCAGAUAAAAUGGUCACAGGUACCAGAACAUACUGCAGAUAAAAUGGUCAGAGGUACCAGAACGUACUGCAAAUAAAAUGGUCACAGGUACCAGAACAUACUGCAGAUAAAAUGGUCACAAGUACCAGAACGUACUGCAGAUAAAAUGGUCACAGGUACCAGAACAUACUGCAGAUAAAAUGGUUACAGGUACCAGAACAUACUGCAGAUAAAAUGGUCACAGGUACCAGAACAUACUGCAGAUAAAAUGGUCAGAGGUACCAGAACAUACUGCAGAUAAAAUGGUCACAGGUACCAGAACAUACUGCAGAUAAAAUGGUCAGAGGUACCAGAACAUACUGCAGAUAAAAUGGUCACAGGUACCAGAACAUACUGCAGAUAAAAUGGUCACAGGUACCAGAACAUACUGCAGAUAAAAUGGUCGCAGGUACCAGAACAUACUGCAGAUAAAAUGGUUACAGGUACCAGAACAUACUGCAGAUAAAAUGGUCACAGGUACCAGAACAUACUGCAGAUAAAAUGGUCACAGGUACCAGAACGUACUGCAGAUAAAAUGGUCUUAGGUACCAGAACAUACUGCAGAUAAAGAACGAGAAUAUGUUCAGUUUUCUGAAUAGCUGUAACUUCAUUGUGUUGAAGUGCUUUAAAUAUGUAUUCAACAUUCAUUGCAUGCAAUAAAAAAAACUACUACUAUGCAUCACUCAAUGUUUACCUUCUUGUUGAGUAAAUAGACUCGUCCUGGUUACUAAUUUAGAUACAGAUGCAAGGAAUAAUUUUAACAUGUAUCUAAAUAUAGAAUAAGGCAGUAUUUUGUGGUAUGCUCAUAUUUAAGUAUGACUAUAAUGAAGGAACCUUGUGGAUGAAAUUUUGUGCAUACAUCUUUAAGCAUUUUACAGAUUUUACAUAAUGUUGAUACAUAAUUGAUCUUUAUAGAUGUAAAAUUAUUUUUCAUGAAGCAAAGAGUUAAUGAAACAAAACAAAUGGUAGUUAGUGAAAUAGUCAAAUAAUAGUAAUUGAUGUCAGUAAGUAAAUGAAGAAGGUCCAAUGUCUUAUCUUAACAGAGAGAAACAUCCUUAUACAUGUAUAAAUAAAAAGCAAAGUAGAUGUCAUUGUUUUUGGCAAAUUUUUGUCUGUUAAACUUUUUACAUUAAUUGAUAAAUAAACACCUUAUUUAAAACUGUAAGAUAUGUGGUAUGGAUAUUGGUGUAUUUUACUAAUGUUUGAAAUGGAUCGUUAUAAUAAAUUCAGUUAUUGAUCAUAAUUCUAAUGAAAUAAAUUCCUCAAUCACUUUAAACUAAAAUUGAAAUAAUUAUCCAGAAUUUUAAAUUGAAUGAUAGACUGAUUUUGUUGAUACAGGUGUGUCUGAUUGUUAUGAUUGGAGUUUGAUAAGUUACCCUAUUUGUGGAGACUUGUGGAAUCUUUCUCUCCCUUAGAAGUGAGAUUGGAGGAACUCCGACCCUUGAGGAAAUGUCAUUAAGUUGGCAAUGACAAGGCUAGCAGGGCGUUUGUAACUUUAUCAUAUUUCCUUGAUGUUUGAGAUCUCUCGAUCAGGAAAAGGGUGAAUGUUUCUUAGUGUUUUUGUUGCCCCAAUGUUUUGCAUUAUUGACUUGACAAAUCAUGGAUGUGAAAUGCUUAACUCUUCCAUAGCAACCCAAGGGUGUAACAUGGAAACUCCACUUAUAGAAGUGUGGAUAGGCUUGUCUAGUGCGAGGCAAAUUUAUUGUCCAGCUGGUGUUCAUCUCAAUUUUGUCAUCUUCAAUGUAGGAAAAAAAACAACUUUAUCCUUGCAACCCAGAAUAUAGAUCAAGGCCAUUUAAUUUUUGAAAACUAAUAGCUACCUGUCUCUUUUGCUGAUCAACUAUUGACAAAUUGCUUAGUAGUUUACUUUGUGACUGACUUUGAAAGUGCAGAUGAAUGCACAAAGUUGAUGACCAGUCAUCCCAGCAUGUUUCUGAUAAAAUGGUGAUUCCAUAUUGAUUAUACUCAUUUACCCUUGGAUAUGUAAAAUUAUCACAAAAACAUAAAAUAAAAAGUUGAAAUCUAAUUACUUGUGCUUUUGACAUGAAGAUUAUUUUUUUACAGAGCAUGAAAAGAUCUAAUAAUGGUGGGUGUCUGAUUACUUUUGUGAGAUUUUGAUAUGUGUUGUUGUAUUCACCUGGAAAGACUGCAUCUCAUAUAUUUUGUAUCUCAUUUAUCGAGUCCUAGCAAAUGGAAUAGUCAUGGGAACAGGUGUAACUGUACAAAUCCAGUACAAGUAAGAUUUGAAAUUAUCUAACUUUAAAAUUUAUGAAGUUAUUUACAUAAAAGCUGGUGCAAGUUCAACAACCGCUGUUCUAUCUUGAUUGUUACCUUUUUGUAUUUGGACGAGUAUGAUCCUUUCAAUAUCUAUAGAAAUCGGUAAUGAAAUCAUUUUAUACGAAGGUUCAUCACCUUAAAAUUUUGAACUGUUCACUUGAACUGUCACCCGAUCCUAUUUUGGUUGUGACCCUUUGACUUUUGUUGUAUGUACACCAUCAUGAAUGCAUUAUUAAUUCUGAAAUCUGAUUUUGAGGAUCACAGUGACUCGUUAACAUAUCUAGUAGUUAUUGUAGUCACAUGUGAUUCUGGUGAUACAGCAUCAUUAAAGAAUCAAACUAUUUAUGAAGUGUUCUGCAAUUGAUUUUCAAAAUUCAUUAGGAGUUUUCUACCAUUUUUAUUAUUUCUUUAAAUUUUUUUCUUGUGUUUUGAUAGUUAGCAAGUCAUUUAACAGAAUAAGUUAUAUGCUAAUGAUCAUGGAAGUAACUAAUUAAU
Molecule: messenger RNA, 6132 nt
Organism: Ylistrum balloti
Lineage: Eukaryota; Metazoa; Mollusca; Bivalvia; Pectinida; Pectinidae
Product: zinc finger protein 341-like
Exons: 12
Coding region: 36-3074 (1012 amino acids)
Source: RefSeq, a predicted model, not a curated record